GAGUCCAGAGAGAGCUUCAUUCAUUCUCCAUAAACCUUAAAUCCCCAAUUUUUUUAAGCUAAGAACGAAAGUGAAAUCGUGAACUUCAUCUUCUUCCUCUUCUCUCUUCCAAACAAACCCCUUAUUCCGGAUUCUCACGGUUUUGCACACUUCUCAAAGCUUGGAACGAUGGAGAGUGAUGGAGAAGAAGAAGUGAGAAGGAUUGUGACUGAUGAAGAAAAGCUAGAAGCCCAAAAUUUCAACAUAUUCGAUCUCCCUGACGUACCUAAAGGACUUCCUCCGCAUCUGGAACUCCAGCGAACUCGUGUUGUCUGCGAAGUUAAAGCUCCUUUACAUGCCACGGGUACCAUUUACUCGGGUGCCUAUAUCUCUUCGGGAGUGGACAACAGUGUGAAUCUAGAAAACUUCUCUGAGAAUUUCAAAGUUGAUGUGAUUAGUCUCACAAAGACAGAUAUGGUGUUCGAUAUGAUUGGUAUCCCUCCAGGAGUCGCUAAUGCUUUCAGAAGAAUCCUCUUAGCUGAGCUUCCUUCAAUGGCUAUUGAAAAAGUGUUUGUAGUAAACAACACUUCUAUUAUUCAAGACGAAGUUCUUGCUCACAGGUUGGGUCUUAUUCCAAUCGUGGCUGAUCCGAGGCUCUUUGAAUAUUUAUCCGAAAACGAUCAGCCAAAUGAAAGGAACACCAUUGUUUUCAAACUCCAUGUGAAAUGUCCAAAAGGUGACCCGCGUCGUAAAGUUUUAAGUAGCGAAUUGAAAUGGUUACCAAAUGGGAGUGAGCUUCUCAAAGAAUCAGCAGGAGGUUCAACCACAAAUCCAAAAACUCAUACUUCAUUCAGCCGCAGCCAAGAUUCCUUCCCUGAAUUUGCAGAUAAUCCUAUCAUGCCGAGCUUUCAAGAUAUAUUGAUAGCAAAACUCGGCCCUGGCCAGGAGAUUGAGCUUGAAGCUCAUGCGGUUAAGGGCAUUGGUAAAACACAUGCAAAGUGGUCUCCAGUAGCUACGGCUUGGUAUCGAAUGUUUCCUGAGGUGAUUCUACUAAAGGAAUUUGAGGGUAAGCAUGCUGAAGAACUCGUAAAAGUCUGCCCCAGGAAAGUUUUUGACAUUGAAGAGAUGGGCCAAGGUAGAAAAAGGGCAACCGUAGCUCGGCCGCGUGACUGCUCCUUGUGUAGAGAAUGCUUAAGAGAAGGAGACGAAACAAUAGAAGGAGAAGCAAAAUCAAAAGGUAAAGCAGAAGCAAAAUCAGAAGGAAAAACAGAAGCAAAAUCAGAAGGAAAAGCAGAAGCGAAAGGAAAAAGAGAUUGGGUGGACCAAGUGGCUCUGCGCCGUGUCAAGAACCAUUUUAUAUUUACAAUCGAGUCUACCGGAUCACAGCCUCCGGACGUUCUUUUCACAGAAGCAGUGAAGAUAUUGGAAGACAAAUGUGAACGUGUAAUCUCUGAACUCUCUUGAGAAGAGGUCUUAUAGGUUUAACUCUACCGGUUUAGUUCAGUUUUGGGUUUUGUAUCGAGAGUUUAUACGAAGAACACUGACAUUUUGUGGGUUUUUGGUUCGACAAUCGGUUCAAAUUAGAAUUCAUUUGAACGUUGAAGAGAAA
This is a messenger RNA of Camelina sativa (false flax), 1588 nucleotides long. RefSeq lists its product as uncharacterized. Gene Ontology annotation, cellular component: RNA polymerase III complex; RNA polymerase I complex. The record is from RefSeq and is a predicted model, not a curated record. Gene Ontology annotation, biological process: DNA-templated transcription. Lineage: Eukaryota; Viridiplantae; Streptophyta; Magnoliopsida; Brassicales; Brassicaceae. Gene Ontology annotation, molecular function: DNA binding; protein dimerization activity.